CACAAUGGUAGAAGCAGAUUGUCCCGGAAAGCUUUACAUUGGUGGCCUCAAUAGAGAAACCAAUGAAAAGAUGCUUAAAGCAGUAUUUGUGAAACAUGGUCCCAUAUCAGAAGUUCUUUUGAUAAAGGAUCGAACCAGCAAAUCCAGAGGUUUUGCAUUUAUUACUUUUGAGAACCCUGCAGAUGCUAAGAAUGCUGCCAAAGAUAUGAAUGGAAAGUCUUUGGAUGGAAAAGCAAUAAAAGUAGAACCAGCCAAGAAACCAUCAUUUCAAAGUGGUGGUAGGCGGAGACCACCACCUUCUUCAAGAAACAGAGGCCCUUCAGGAAUUCUGAGAUCUGCAAAAGGAAGUAGUAGAGGAAUAAGAGGACAGCUUCCCUCACAUGAAGGACACUUGGAUGAUGGUGGAUAUACUCUUGAUCUCAACAUGAGUUCUUCUAGGGGAGCCAUUCCAGUUAAAAGAGUUCCAUCUUCAAGAAGUGGAGGUCCUCUUCCUAAAAUAUCUGCUCUUUCUGCUAUGGCAAGAAGCAAUAGUUGGAUCGGGAGCCAAGGUCCCAUGUCACGUGGAAGAGAGAAUUAUGGAAGUCCUCCAUGCAGAGAGCCAACCUCUUCCUGGAGAAAUGACCAUAUGUCACGAAGAGAUGAUGGUUAUGCAACUAAGGAGAGAAAUCAUCCAGGUUCCCGAGAAACCAGGGAUUGUGCUCCACCAUCUAGAGGCUAUACAUACCGUGAUUAUGAUCGUUCUAGUCCGGAUGAACAUUCCUCUGGAGGAUAUAGAAAUCAUCCAGGUUCCCGAGAAACCAGGGAUUAUGCUCCACCACCUAAAGACUAUACAUACCCUGAUUAUGGUCGUUCUAGUCGGGAUGAACAUUCCUCUAGUGGAUAUAGAUUUCUUAAAUUGUUGAUUCUGACAUUAAAAAAAAGCUUUUUUUUUUUUUCUUUUUUUGCAAGUGAUCCUGAUGGCUACAGUGAGGCCUGUGGUAGAGAUCAUUCUGAAGGUCCAAGUGGAAGUUCUUAUAGAGAUGCAUUUCAGGGAUGUGGGACCUCUCAUGGUGCACCACCUGCACGAGGGCCUUGGAUGUCUUAUGGUGGAAGCACCUGCCAUGAUUAUAAUACACGAGAUGGAUAUGGCAGAAGUUGGGAGAGUUACUCAAGGAGCUGUGGUGAUUCUUAUUCUUGUGGUCGUGAGCACGCUGGCAGAAAAGACCAAAGGAAUCUGCCUUCUCUGGAUAGGUUGCUCCCUGUUCCUCGUGAAGCAUAUGGUAGCUCAAGUUAUGUUUCCUCUACAGUAGAUGGUGAAGAAAGUAGAUCUGAAAAAGGAGACUUAAGCAGAUAUUAAAGCAAGUAUUCAAAGUAAUAGUUAUUGCAUACCAAACCUUGUUUACACAUGGAAAAUUGAAAUGUUAUUUCUGCAUGUUACUACAAGAAACAUAUUGGUUUUGUGGAGAGAGGUAGAUACUAACUUCCUCCAUGAAUUUUUAGAGGUAUUCAAAGCAAAAGGAAUUUUUUUCAAAGUAAUUUCAUACUUGUUAAUGCUAUUUGAAAAGUGUUUAGAUGUAAUAUCUACCUUAAAAUUUUCAGAAUAAAAUU
Molecule: messenger RNA, 1587 nt
Organism: Piliocolobus tephrosceles (Ugandan red Colobus)
Lineage: Eukaryota; Metazoa; Chordata; Mammalia; Primates; Cercopithecidae
Product: RNA-binding motif protein, Y chromosome, family 1 member B-like
Exons: 9
Coding region: 5-1336 (443 amino acids)
Molecular function (GO): RNA binding
Source: RefSeq, a predicted model, not a curated record